Drosophila sulfurigaster albostrigata is the source of this 3739-nucleotide messenger RNA. It is a transcript of the gene CenG1A, whose product is annotated as centaurin-gamma-1A. The transcript is spliced from 8 exons. NCBI's taxonomy places the organism in Eukaryota, Metazoa, Arthropoda, Insecta, Diptera, Drosophilidae. Gene Ontology annotation, molecular function: protein binding; GTPase activity; GTP binding. The record is from RefSeq and is a predicted model, not a curated record. Gene Ontology annotation, cellular component: nucleus. The coding region runs from base 395 to 3508 and encodes 1037 amino acids.
AAGUACCGAGCUGCUCGUCGCUCUUUAAGACAACAAAAACAAGAAUUCAUCGAAAAGAAUGCGAUUUAAAAUUCGUGAUUUAUAUGUGGAACAAGUGUAAAGUUUACAGUAUUCGUUGCAUAAACUCGUCACUGUUGUUAUUAAUAAUGAUUGCUCUAUGGCAAAUAUGUUGUUCCACAGUGUCAUCGGUCUGACAGAAAAUUGUGCCAUUGCGAGUGCGUGUACGUGCAAGUGUGUGUGUAUGUGUAUGUGUGUGCGCGUUUAGUUUACGUUUUUUUUUGUUGGGCUCUAUCGGCAUCUUAAGCAAAAGCAAAAGCAAAAGUAAAAGCAAUCAAGCAAUUUAAGUUAAUUAAAAACGUUAGCUAAGUUUCGAGUGCUCGCCAACGCACUUAAAAUGAGUAAUUAUCAUCCGCACGCGUCGAUGUCCCAUCUCCAGCAAUUGCAACACCAACAACAACUUCAAAAUCAACUUCAGAAUCAUCAUCACCAUCAUCUGCCGUCGCAUUUACAGUUGACAGCAACGCCGACACCUCCCCAGCACCAGCAGCAGCAGCGUCAGAAUCAUACGCCCACUAUCACCCAAGCUCAGUUGACGUCGACGUCGACUGCGGGCGCUGCUGCUGCUGCGUCGACUGGGAAUUCGAUUUUGGUAGCGCAGCCGCCCCAGCCACUGAUAAGCAAUUCGCUGGCCAUACGCCAGGAGAUACAGCGCUUUGAAAGCGUCCAUCCAUCGAUUUAUGCUAUUUACGAUUUAAUCGAUUUGCUGCCGCUGCCGGACGCCCAGAUUGCUCAACAGAUACGCGAUCACGUCGUUUGCAUUGAAGAUUCCUUUGUGAACAGUCAGGAAUGGACAAUUUCGCGUUCGGUGCCCGAUUUGAGGCUGGGCAUCGUUGGCUCUCUGAAUUCGGGUAAAUCGGCCCUGGUGCAUCGUUAUCUCACCGGUUCCUAUAUGCAAGAGGAGUCGCCUGAGGGAGGACGCUUCAAGAAGGAGGUCUUUAUCGAUGGUCAAAGCUAUUUAUUGCUGAUACGCGACGAGGGCGGCGCUCCAGAAAUGCAGUUCGCUGGCUGGGUGGAUGCGGUAAUCUUUGUGUUCAGCCUGGAGAACGAAGGCAGCUUCAACACCGUCUACAAUUAUUAUACCAAAAUGGCGCAUUUUCGCAAUGGACAGGACAUACCCAUGAUAUUGGUGGGCACACAGGACGCCAUCAGUGAGCGCAAUCCUCGUGUUAUCGAUGACACACGUGCUCGGAAAUUGGCCAGCGAUCUGAAGCGUUGCUCCUACUACGAAACCUGCGCCACUUACGGCCUGAAUGUGGAGCGCGUCUUUCAGGAUGCUUGUCAGAAGAUACUCUCACAGCGUCUGCCGCUUCCGCCGGCUAUGCAGCCGCCGCGUCCAACGACGCCGCAAGGUUCUCGCCUGGGUCUGGCCUCGUACCAGGCGCCAACGAACGGACAGCGGGCGCAGCAGCAGUUGCCGUUGCGGAUGAGCGCAGAUUUCGCACAGGCGGAGCAGAAGCUCUGGUCACUGCAGUCGGCGUCGGCGGCGUCGUCGUCGGGCGCCUCAAUGGCCACUAAUGAGAACAACAACAUUACCAAAUACAAUCCAGCUGCUGCAGCAGCACCACAGCAGCAACAACAACAGCAACAGCAGCAGCUUCAUCAGCAGCAGCAACAACAGUUGUCGCUGCAAGGCGAUUGCUCGCAAGUGCAACUGCGCGAUCCUCGUGACUUGGCGCCGCCACCUGGCAAGGAGUUGCCGACGCCCACUUCAACGCCCACGACAAGCCGUAAGAGUCGACGGCGCUCAAAUCUCUUUAUACCCAGCUCGUCGAAGAAGAACGACAAGGAGCCGAAGAGCAGCGAACUGGGCAGUGGACGCUCCAUACCCAUCAAGCAGGGCUAUUUGUACAAGCGUUCCAGCAAGUCGCUCAACAAGGAGUGGAAGAAGAAGUAUGUGACGAUCUGCGCUGAUGGCAGACUCAGCUAUUAUCCCUCACUGCAUGACUAUAUGGACGAUGUGCACGGCAAGGAGAUACCAUUACAGUAUGUGACUGUCAAGGUGCCUGGCCAGAAGCCGCGAGGCUCCAAGUCCAUCAUCACUAACAGCGCAUUGACCAGUUCACUGUUGGCCAACGGUCAGCGGGCACAGGGCACACUCAACGAGGGAUUCGGUUGCCUCACGCUGGCCAAGGAUAAUCAGCGUAAGCUGAACGAGAAGUUGUCGCUGUUGGGCGCCGGCGCUGGCGCAGAGCCAUUGAAAUCGAAUAGCUCACAGCAGACCAGCGGUGACGAGGGCAUUGCCAUGUCCAAUUCCAAUUCACAGACGUUCAUAGCUGGUGAGGCGCCAACGGCCAACAGUAAAUUGGAAGCGCAAACUCCCAAUGUGAAGAAGCGACAUCGUCGCAUGAAGAGCAGCAGUGUCAAGGCGAACGAGGCGGAUGACAAUGAUGGCUAUGAGUUCUACAUUGUCUCGCUGGACUCGAAGCAAUGGCACUUUGAGGCCGCCAAUUCCGAGGAGCGCGAUGAGUGGGUCGCUGCCGUCGAGCAGGAGAUCUUCAAGAGUCUGCAGAGCAUCGAAAGCAGCAAGACGAAGCAGGCAACCAGCACCGAGCUGGCAGCUAUGGUGGCUAUAAGACAACGUGUACCCGGCAAUGGACACUGCGUGGACUGUGGUGCACCCAAUCCCGAAUGGGCCAGCUUGAAUCUGGGCGUGCUCAUGUGCAUUGAGUGCUCUGGCAUACAUCGCAAUCUCGGCUCGCACAUCUCCAAGGUGCGCUCUCUGGGUCUGGAUGAUUGGCCUGCGCCGCAUCUAAGCGUCAUGCUGGCGAUUGGCAAUAGUUUGGCCAACUCGGUAUGGGAAGCGAAUACGCGACAGCGCGUCAAGCCCACUGCACUGGCCAAUCACGAGGAGAAGGAGCGCUGGAUACGCAGCAAGUACGAGGCGAAGGAGUUCCUCACGCCUCUAGGCAGUGGAAAUCAUGCGAACGCAGCCUCGCCAGGACAGCAGCUCAUCGAAGCGGUGAUUCGAGCGGACAUCAAGUCGAUUGUGUCGAUAUUGGCCAACUGUCAGUCGGAGGUGACCAAUGCCAAUGUGAGCACACGGGAUGUGCGUACUCCUCUCUUGCUGGCUUGUGCCAUUGGCAAUCUGGCCAUUGCCCAGCUGCUCGUCUGGAACGGUGCAAACAUUAAGCACACCGACCAUGAGGGACGCACCUGUCUGGCAUAUGCACGGGCAGCGCAAUCGUUGGCCACGGCCAAGUCGAUGAAGGCGGCUGCUGCGCUGGCAGCUGGCACUCCGGCUCCGGCGCCGACUCCAGCGCCGUCGGCUGCGGCAAACGGUGGCAUUCCGGCUCCACAAUACAAUGUGGAGGAUACGACGGCACUGGUUGAAUUACUGGUUGGUUUGGGUUGUCCGGAAUCGGCGCCACUUACGGCCAGCGGUACGCUGCCAAGGAGACGGGAUACGCUGGGCACACCGUAUGAGAAAUCUGUAUCGGGUGUCAUCUAAGGGGAGAGAUUAGUUGAAUUUCAAAGAAAAGAGCUGUAUGAAUUUGUAUUGUGUAUUUAAUUGUACAAUUGAUUUCAAAUGUUUAAUAUGUUGUCUGUAAUUAGUUUAAAUUCGCAAUGGUAAUAUUCAUUCUGUGUAUAGAAAUGUUUAAAAAAGCAAAAAAAUAAGGAAAAAGAUGAAUAGUCGAUGUCAGUGUCGAUUAGUUAAUAGUUUUUAUUGAAAAUGUGCAAA